Molecule: messenger RNA, 5228 nt
Organism: Styela clava
Lineage: Eukaryota; Metazoa; Chordata; Ascidiacea; Stolidobranchia; Styelidae
Product: F-box/WD repeat-containing protein 7-like
Biological process (GO): ubiquitin recycling; proteasome-mediated ubiquitin-dependent protein catabolic process
Cellular component (GO): nucleus; cytoplasm
Molecular function (GO): ubiquitin binding
Source: RefSeq, a predicted model, not a curated record
AUCUAUUUUCAGACCAUUACUGCAGUAUAGUCUGAUAGUGCCAAUCCUAAAACUUCUCCAUAAAUACAGUAAUUUGAACAGUUCUCUGCUAUUGACGUCUGUAACUAAAAGAAAUGUACCACUUUGGAAACUAAUUGUGUUUAGACCUUGAUUCUAACCACUGAACCAACUUUCUGACAACUCAACUUAAUGGAGUUCGAUGAGGAAGCUGUCGAUAUUAAUACUGCGUCAGUCGAUGAAUUUGUGACUAGGUUGAAGGGAGUUGGACGAUCUAAAGCUCGAGCUAUUGUUCGAUUCAGAACAACUGUUGGAAAGUUCAAGAAGUUGUGUGAAUUGACUGAUGUUCCUGGAAUCACACAAUGUAUUCUAGAAAGAAAUCAAGGUGUAUUACUCUGUGUAUCAAGUAGAGCGAGCGAAAUCAAGGCUUUACACGAGCUAAGUGAUGACGAACCCCUUGAGGAAGGAGAUUUAUCCGAAUCGGAGUUGAUGUUAGCAGGUGAGAGUGAGAGGAAUGAUAAUAUAGAAUUGAAUGGGCAACAUCAAGUAACUUGGGGUAGAAGGAAUCUCAGUAGGAGUCUUUCCUUAGAAUUUCUCAGUGGAGGUAACAACCAUACCAGUAAUAACAAAGAUAUCGGAGAAGACGUCAACAUACAAAGCCUGGAAACUCCUUCAACUUCGAUCCAACAUUUGGACGACGAUUCUGAAUAUUGUAGCCAAGAUACACCAAUCAUGAGAUCUAUUCGUAGCAGAAGUCGAAGCAAAAAUGAGGAAAGGACAUUUUCAAUGUCAACAAGAAGUAACCCUGCCACCACACCGCCAAUCACAAACAGAUCCAAGGCAGGAUCUGUUUCCCUGGGCUUCCCAGAUUCAGUGGGUACUGCUGUUGGGGCUUUAUCGUUAUCCUCACAAGCUGGUCCCUCUAGAAUUACCCGCGGUCAAUCGUCAAGAUCAAGAAGAACAAAUCCAAUCACCAUUGAUAAAACUGAACGAAUAAACACCAGACGUAGAGGUGAAUUAACUCGAUCUGUAGGUAUCGCCACACCAGAUCAGUCUUCCGAGCGUGAUUCAGGUCAGGAGGAUGAUAAUAUCUCACAAUCUAGUGGAAUGGAAAUGGACUAUACCGAUAACCUCAAAUCUGCCGAAUCUGGUGAUUCAUCACACAGAGGGUCAUCAAAGCAUUUGUCUAUCACUUCAGCCGAGAAACUAACACGAAAGCCUGAUAAAACUAAAAGAAAACGUACACGAGUAAAGGAUGACUUAUACAGCCAACAACAGAUGAAGCGGAAAUUAGAUAACAGGUUGGAUCUCAGUCAUCACUUGAAUCAAUCACCAGAAAAGAAAGCCUGUAAAACCUCUAGCCUUCUCCUUGAUUCAACCCCACCAAAAAUUGAUUCAAAAUUAAGUGAAGGUGAAGUUAAAGUAAAGGAAUUAAGCCUUGCAAGGAAACUAUUGUCACCUGGUUCACCGAGGCGAUUUUCUACUGAACUUUCGCUCUCACCAAGUUUAAAUGUCCUCAAACUUCCGCCCACUAACGUUGAGGGUCUCAGCGACUGGUUAACAAAAUUUCAAAAAUGGACGGCUAGCGAUAGAAUAACAGCUAUCGACCAAUUGAUUGACGUCUGUGAGCCUCGCCAAGUUCGACAUAUGCUUGAAGUCAUAGAGCCACAAUUUCAAAGAGAUUUUAUUUCUUUGCUACCUAAGGAGCUCGGUCUUCAUGUUCUCUCGUUUCUUGAACCGAAGGAUCUUUUAGUAGCGGCACAGACAUGUCGGUAUUGGCAUAUACUAACUGAAGAUAAUUUACUUUGGAGAGAAAAAUGCGCUGAAGAGGGAAUUCCUGAACCAUAUUAUCCGAAAGUUUGUAAAAGUUCAUGGAAAGCAAGAAAAAGUAACGGACUGAUUGGAAACCCAAUGCAACCAAGUGCGUGGAAAGCUGCUUUUAUGCGUCAACAUCAAAUCGAAAUGAAUUGGAGGAACGGAGAAUUCAAAUCAGCGAAGCAUCUCAAAGGCCAUGAUGACCAUGUUAUCACAUGCCUACAAUUCAGUGGUACGAGAAUAGUCAGCGGAUCUGAUGACAACACUUUGAAAGUUUGGUCUGUUGUUUCUGGAAAGUGUCUUCGAACAUUAACUGGACAUACUGGUGGAGUAUGGGCAUCACAGAUGAGAAAAAAUAUGAUCAUCAGUGGAUCAACCGACAGAACAUUAAAAAUUUGGAAUGCAGAUACAGGCAACUGCGUGCACACACUGUAUGGUCAUACCUCCACAGUACGGUGCAUGGCUCUACAUGAUAACAUUGUUGUCAGUGGAUCUCGAGAUGCCACUUUACGAGUCUGGGAUGUGGAUACUGGUGAAUGUCUCCAUGUGUUAUCCGGCCAUAUGGCAGCAGUCAGAUGUGUUUGUUAUGAUGGAAAGUUAGUUGUCUCUGGUGCUUACGAUUAUAAUGUAAAAGUGUGGGAUCCGAUAAGGGAAGAAUGUCUGCACACUUUACAAGGACACACAAAUAGAGUCUAUUCUUUACAGUUUGAUGGUGUACAUGUUGUUAGUGGCAGUCUCGACACGUCAAUUCGUGUAUGGUCAGUUGAAACUGGAAUCUGCCUUCAUACAUUGAUUGGUCAUCAAUCAUUAACAUCUGGUAUGGAAUUGAAAAACAAUAUUCUUGUGUCUGGGAAUGCAGACUCCACUGUAAAAAUGUGGGAUAUUGUUUCAGGAAAAUGUUUAAAGACUUUGGAAGGUGCUAACAAACAUCAAAGUGCCGUUACCUGUUUACAGUUUUAUGGGAAAUUUGUUAUAUCAAGUUCUGAUGAUGGUACUGUUAAAUUAUGGGAUGUCAAGUCUGGAAAGGCCAUCCGAGACUUAGUGUCAUUAGAUUCGCGAGGAUCUGGUGGUGUUGUGUGGCGAAUAAGAGCUUCACCAACAAAACUAGUAUGUGCUGUCGGAAGCCGGAACGGUACAGAAGAAACUAAACUUCUCGUGCUGGAUUUUGACCCAGACUCAAAAUCGUAAAAAAUGCAAUGGGAUUGGUUCAUACAUUUUGCAAAAUGUAAAGUUUGGUUUGGCUGCAACAAGCAAAUCGUCGUCGGCCACAAAAUUUGGUUGAAAAGUCCUACCUAUUUUAUUACUAGCAUCAGAUGGGAACAUUGGUACAAGGUGAACACUAACAAAGCAUAUACACAUCAGAUUUUACAUUAAUAUUAAGCCCGAAUCAGUAUUAAAUUUUUUGUUUCUUAUAAACAAGAUAACAAAAUUUCCAUUGUGCUUUACACAUACAGAAGCAGGGACUCAUGUGUUUUUGUUAUUUUCUAUGUUGGCUUUUAUUUUUAAAUACUAAUAUAGCCGAGAAGGGCAUUAUAUUGUACAGUUUAUGUACAGAUAUGAUAUUUGGUUUGCGUUGUAUUUAAAUACACGUUUGUGAAAAAUCUACAAUUAAGUAUGUCUAUAGAAUGGGUUGUUGUUUCUUAUCUGCUUGGUUUGGUUUGAAAUUCAUUUUUAAUAGCAUUGUUGUUACGACAAAACAUAGGUUUUCGUUAUAUGGAAGGUUUCAGCCAUGAAAAUUCUACCUAGAAAAUUCGGAAGAAAUUUUAAAAAACAAGACGUUAUACAAUUAAUUAAUUUAAAAAGGCAUCUUUAUGGAGCUUAGGGAUGUAUAACCUCAUUAUUUCCCGGGUCAAAUAUCACAUGGAAAAAAAUUUCUACGGCUGGAAUUUCCAAUGUAUCAGAAUCUCUGCAGUAUAUCAAAGACAACUCUAUUAUUAAAUUAGACAUUCAAUUUGCAUUUUUUUUUAAAUUCAUCAAAUGUUUUUGAAGAUUGAAUUAAGCCUUCUCUCAAACUCUGAGGAAAGAAUAAUAUAGGAUAGAAACACUUGGUCUUGGUGUGAAUUAAGAUAACCACUGCGCUGUUUUUUUAAGACAGGGUAUGAUUAACAAUUGUAACGCUAUUUCAGUUUUCAUCUCUGCGAGUAUAUAUCAUCCACAUAUAUGUUAGUAAUUCAAGUUCAAACCCUUUUCUUCACUUUUUUGGGAGAAGAUAAGUGCGCAUGUUUUCAAUCUCUUCACAAAUCAUUCAGUCCUGACUAACUUUGGCUAUUGAGGCUUGUCCCAAACAUGGUAUUUGAUCGAUUAAUCGUAUUGGGGUAAUAUAGACCCAAAUGUGUGUUCAUUUGGACUCUUAAAGCCACUGUAUGUAUUUUGUGUUUGGCACAUCACAUGGUCACGUUCAAUUUGGCAUUCCUUUUCACGAAAUUGCAUUCCCACUGAUUUGAUCACCAGUAAAAUUGUGUAUGUUCUUGUGAGUAUCUAUUUGUUGGAAUUAUUUUCAUACUAAGCUUGAAAUGGUAAUUAUUUUCCCUUGGAUUUCAUCUCACUCAAGAUGGUAUUAAUAAAUAUGGUGGGCUUUGCUUAAUAAAAAAUUGCAAUCAUUCAAAUACCUAACACCUCCUUUUCACGCAAAUAGAUACUGGCUCAUUUGGAGCUAUGGUGCAUCUUCAGUUUGCCAUAUUUUUGAGUUUUUUCCUCUGACGUAACUGCUAGAAUCCUACACCGAACAUAUAUAAUAUUAUGUUUUGUGUUUGACUGCACCAAAGUAUUUGUGGCAAUUGCUGUCUAAUAUAUUGCUCAAAUUUUCGGUCAGUUCCUUCAAGUUAUCAAAAUGUUUCAUUUUUCAUAAUCCUAUGUUAUCUUACUCAUUUACAACUUUUUGUUUUAUUUUCAAUUUAGUCGUUUUUGUUCUAUGACAUAAUAUCGCACAUAUUUUUGCAUUUGCUUGUUUUGCUUUUUUGUUGGAUCAUCUACUGCAGUGUCACUCUCCUGAAAUGAUUUUUUUAACUAGUGGGUUUUAAUUUGAUUGUUUUUGGAAUUUUCUUCCCAUUUUCAAUACCAUAUUAACAGCUUUAUUAUUGGAUUUGGAAAUCCGUCUAUAACUUUGAAAAGUCUAUAACUUUUUUGCCCAAGUUGCUCUGUUCGGGACUAUACCACUAUUUUCAUCCAUGUUAUUUAUUGUAUUUGAAUAUCGGGAUUGAAGUGAAUUUUAGUAUGCGGAACUUUCGAAUCCCCGCUGAGGCUAUCUGUUCGGAAUAAUUCAACAGUGAUUGUUAAUGUUUAUUAGAAGAAGUUCAGAACUUAGUGAGUGUUUGGGUUCAUGUUCUUUACCUUAUUUCAUUUAGCUUUUUUUUUUCAUUCAUUCGUUGUCCUGCAUCGCUUUUUCUUGUGCAAUAAAAUCUUCAAAACCGAUUAAA